AUGACUCUGUGCAAGCCCCCGCAGCCUAUACACAGGAAAGGAUGCCACGAAAACACCAAUGUCUCAGAAAUGCAGCAGAUGGUCAAUCACCAUUCGGGAUUUUUGUCGCAGAAAACCAAAAAACCAAUACUAUAUUCUUCUUCACCGAGAGUCCUUGCUAUUGUAGGAUCCACUGGCUUUCUUGGACCGUACAUCGUUGCGUCCUUGCUGCGGGAGCAUCCCGAGUGCAAGAUUGUUUGCUUCAAUCGCAGAAACUGUGGUGAGCGGCGCACCAUAUCAGCGUUGCAGAACAUCAUGGGCGACAUAUCCUCCGUGCGACGACGUUUGGAGUUCCUUGUCACUGGCAUCAUGAGCCACGCCAGAGAGCCGCGCCAGGAUCCCAUCGCCAAGUCAAUGCCGCAGAUAAACGAGCUAGUUUUCAACGCCUGGGAUACCAACUGGAGCAAAUCCAUUGGUUCUUUUGAGUACCUAUUAGAAGGGCUGCGCAGAGUCGUGGAUCUUCUUGCUUCUGCCGGCGGCUUUACUAGGAUCACUUUUAUUUCUUCAAUCUGUGCUGUAGGAGACUGGCCACUUCGACAUCCUGACCGCCCCAUCAUUCCAGAAGAAGUAGUAUGGGAUUGUGACAGCGCAAUGCCAACUGGGUAUGGCCAGUCAAAAUGCGUUGCAGAGCAGCUGCUUGCCAAAGCGCAUGAAAUUGCAAACGUUCGCGUCAACAUACUGCGCGCGGGCCAGAUUGGCGGACCGGUGAGCUCAAAGGAUUGUGCAUGGCCGCGUCAAGGCUGGCUAUAUUCUAUCAUACAAUCUUCCAUAAAGAUUGGCGUCUUCCCGAAGCACGUGCAGCCCUUGGAUUGGAUCCCAGUGGACGUGCUUGCACACGGCAUAGCGAACUGUCUCAAGCGCCCAUGCCCAUCAGACGGCUUGCAAGUCUUCAACAUGAUACAUCCCCAUCCAAAUAGCUGGGAUCUGCUGCAUGAAGUUUUGCGCACAAGGUUUGGAAUUCCGGUUCAGUCAGUUGAUAUGCCCGACUGGUUACGAAGAAUGAACCAGGGUAACUUGAGAAUACACAACUUCUUGAGUACACAGGGGAACGGCAGAGAGACCAGCAUGAUAUACGAGAACGCCCGAGCGAAAGAGAUCUUGCCUCCCAUCAGUUCAAUUGAUGCGGAUCUAUUAGUCACAUGGCUGCGAGGAUGGGGACUUUGGUCGCGAGCGAAGAUAUAG
Bipolaris maydis ATCC 48331 is the source of this 1221-nucleotide messenger RNA. RefSeq lists its product as uncharacterized. NCBI's taxonomy places the organism in Eukaryota, Fungi, Ascomycota, Dothideomycetes, Pleosporales, Pleosporaceae. The record is from RefSeq and is a predicted model, not a curated record.